This is a messenger RNA of Spodoptera litura, 2016 nucleotides long. RefSeq lists its product as uncharacterized. The record is from RefSeq and is a predicted model, not a curated record. NCBI's taxonomy places the organism in Eukaryota, Metazoa, Arthropoda, Insecta, Lepidoptera, Noctuidae.
CCGGGAUGGUCACGUCGCGCGCGUUAAACACAAUAAAACAAGUUAUUUAAUGUUAAAUAAUACAAAAACUUUAAUUCUCAGUAACUUUUAUGUGUAUAAGUGAAACGUAAAACAUUAAACAGUGGUUUCAAGUGUGUUUUGUGGUGAAAAUCACUGUUAAAUAUCCAUUGUUCUGUGGAUAACUUCGAAAUUGUUGUAAACAAUGAUUGCUUAGCUAUAAUGGAAGACGUGUACACAAUUAAAGUUAAAACGAAACCCGAUACAAGGAACUUAUAUCCGUCGGAGAGACGGUACUCUGCGUCUACAGUGUCGGGGCUAGCGUGGGUUCAUAUCGCAUUGGCUGCAACGUCCUUUCUUCUCGCCUGCCUAGCGUUAGUCAGCCCGAAUUCCAAUGUACACCCUCUAAACAACAACACACAAGAAACGGUCGAACUCCGAACCGACAACACGCCAAUAUUAUUACAAAAUGAAAACACAAACGGCUCGCUGUACGAAAAUGAUUUCGAAAAUGAGACACAAAUAAAUUCGAAUAACGAAACGAAUUUAAAUUCAAGUGUCAACGGAAAUCCGUUAAAUUCGAAUGGAACAACGGAAUUUAACGGAAAUGAGACGGAUAGUAAUUAUAUUUUGGUUCUAGCGCCAGCUUUGAUUACAAUAUUUGGUUUGGCUGCAGGAGUAGCGAGCAUUCUGGCUUCAGUUCGGUGGUACAUAGAUCACAACAUUACUUUGUUGUUCGCGAUAUCAUGUCUCUCUUCCUUGAUCUCUCUGACUUCUUUUAUAAUGAUAGCUGUCUGGUUCAUAACAACAUCAGACGGAGAUAUAACAGAGUUCUACAAGGAUAAGGUGCCUUUCAAAGACUAUUUUGUUGUCAAACACAGCGAUAUUAUAACUAAAAACGAAUCACAUAUGAUCGUUGCUCUAAACACUCGCACUGAACCUGAAGAAACGCCGAAUUUGUUUACAAAACGAGUGCUCUCUAUUAAUAUUUUAAUAGCAGCGUUUUUAGAAUUCCUAUGGUCUAUUCUAAGCGUCAAAAUAGCUUAUAAAGGCAUGAAUAAUACUUACAAAGAUGACAACGAACGAAGAGGCAACUGCAUUUCUGUAGUCACGAAAAUAAAAGGUAAUGAUACACGAAAAAUACCACGCAACGGCAAACUAUUACCUCCUAAACCCGACCUAAUAGACCAUUAUCCUAGCAAAAAAAUCAAAAGGAUAUUCCUAGCGCAAUCCGACAACGGAUUUUAUUUGAAAAAUGAAGACAGUAAGGCUAAACAAAACACUGAGACGAGCUCUGAAUUUUAUAAAGAGAGAAUGAUGAAUUUCUUGAACCGUUGCGCUUCUUUAGAAGGCAUGUCUAAUCCUGAGAAUACUUCCAGCGUCCAUUCAGAGGCUUUGAACCCUAUCCCUGAAGGAGUCACAGUGGAAGCUACUCCUCCAGAGGCAGUUCCUGAGUUAAAAGACCGUAUGACGCCCGUCAGCUGGGGAGAUACUCCAGACCAUACAGUCUACAACCAAAAUACGCUGAAUUUGGACAAGAUAUUUAAGUUUAAACCGUCUCCAAGUAAAAGUGAGUGUAAGGAGUAAUUUGUGCGUGUGUAUAGAUAAGUGAAAUUAACUAUUUUUCGUGACUGGACACAUGAACACGCGAACUAUUGUGAUUAAUUGUGUCUUUCUUUCUUAUUGGUCGUUAGUAUUGGCCUUCUCUUAAUUCAUUUUGAGGACAAUGUGCCUAAAAAGUUCUGUGUUAAUCUACUUAUGAUGUACUGUGAGUUUCAUGUAGUAUUUUUUUUUAUAUAACCAUAGAAAUGUCUCCUACAAUCAGUAAUGAAUUGUUUCUAAUCACAUAAUUCAUACAUAACCUCUCGCUGGUCUUCCAUGGGGGUAGGCAGAGACGCAAAUUGCUACGAUUCUUUCGCUUCCUCAACAGUCAUUAGUAUUUUCAGCAUAAUCUAAUUAUAAACAUAACAUCACGCCUUUUAUCCCCGAAGGGGUAUGCAGAGGUAUAAUUACGGCACU